Molecule: messenger RNA, 1475 nt
Organism: Nelumbo nucifera (sacred lotus)
Lineage: Eukaryota; Viridiplantae; Streptophyta; Magnoliopsida; Proteales; Nelumbonaceae
Product: transcription factor bHLH94-like
Biological process (GO): positive regulation of DNA-templated transcription; stomatal complex development; guard cell differentiation
Cellular component (GO): nucleus
Molecular function (GO): DNA-binding transcription factor activity; protein dimerization activity
Source: RefSeq, a predicted model, not a curated record
UCCUCACUUUUUGAAGCAGAAAAGCACAAUUCCUUUUACUGGCCCUCUCACGUGCACCCUCUAUCAUCUCUCUCUCUCUCUCUCUCUCUCUCUCUCUCUCUCUCAUCCUACCCUAACACUCUAACCUUUCUCUCCUCUUCUCACUUCUUAUCAAUCUUCAUAUCUCCUCAUCACUCCCCACUUCAUUCAUACCUCUCUCUCCGUUACCCAUGAAAAGUUGGUUUUCUAUUAAAUUUCUGUAGUCUCUUUCAAGAUCAUUAGUCAAGAGAGAGUUAUUUGAAGUGUGUGAUUAAUUAGUAGAGUGAGUGAGAGCUAUUUGAAGGCAAUGGCACUAGAGGCACUUUCAUCCAAUGAUCUCUCCAACUUCAUCACCUAUGACGCCUUAUGUUCUGCUCAGCACUACAGCCAUGCUCCUCCUUUAGAUACAAGUUCGGUCGACGACAAAAUCAUCUCUGACGGGGUCAAUAAGAGCCUGCAUUUCGGUCGUUUCCGACCACCGGAACUCCACCCCACUUCCGAGGAGUCUUCUCCCAUGAUUCGCCGGAACCUCCUGGCAUUAGAAACCGCCGACGGAAGGCCGAAUUCAGCCACAACUACACAGGGCCGAAAGAAGAGAAGAAGAAGGCCGAAGGUUUGCAAGAAUAAAGAAGAAGCAGAGACACAAAGGAUGACACACAUCGCUGUUGAACGAAACCGCCGGAAACAGAUGAACGAGCACCUUGCUGUUCUACGCUCUUUGAUGCCAGAGUCCUACAUACAAAGGGGUGACCAAGCUUCCAUAGUGGGUGGCGCUAUAGAGUUUGUGAAGGAGCUUGAGCAACUCCUACAGUUCCUUGAAGUCCAAAAGCGCCUACUGCAACAAAAAGGACCCCUGAAAAGCAGCAGCAGCAACAACAGCAUCAACUUUUUCCCACCUCCCUUCUCGCAGUUCUUCACCUACCCUCAGUACUCUUGGUGCCAAGCGCCAAGAGAGUACCCACAAGAGAACAGAUCGUCUGUCGCGGAUAUCGAGGUUACAUUGAUUGAGACCCACGCCAACCUCCGAGUCCUCACGCAGCGCAGACCCAGGCAGCUCUUAAAAAUGGUCCUCGGGUUCCAGACUCUCCGCCUCACUAUCCUUCACCUCAAUGUCUCCACCUUAGAUUCCUUUGUUCUCUAUUCCUUCAGCGUCAAGGUGGAGGAAGGAUGCCACCUGACAUCAGUAGACGACAUAGCCAGCGCUGUGCACCACAUGCUCAGAAUGAUUAACGACGAAGCUGCUCUAGCCUGCUGAGAGAGAGAGAGAGAGAGCAAAAUCAAACACACCACGAUACGUACCCUUGGAACUGAAGCAUAAUCACGAAAAUGCCUCCCCUUUUCUUGUUCAAAAUUCCCCAGAAGUUGACCAAGUGUUGAAUUAAUUACUAGUUUUCAUUCGUCUUGUAUGUAGCAAAUCGAUCGAUGGUCAUAUAUAUAUAGUUGUGUUUGAUUGUUAA